AUGCGCCAGUCCACUUCACCCUCGAGAAUCGGCCUAACAAAGUCCCGUAACGGUUGUGCUACUUGCAAAUCUCGAAAAGUAAAAUGUGUCGAGAUACGACCGCGUUGCCAGCGGUGUACGAGCACCGGACGAAAAUGUGAAUACCCAGUGUCUUCCGUGUCGGGAUAUGGUGCGCCAACACUACCGUAUCCUUUCUCGGGAUUAUCGGGAUCGAGGGUGAAUCCUUCAGCUCAGAGGGAGCGACGCGCAUUUGAGUACUACUUUUAUCGCGGGGCAUUGUCUAUUGCGGGUGCUCUUGAUCUCAAAUUUUGGAAAGAUACCGUGCUGCAAUUAUCUCGUUCGGAACCGGCGGUAUGGGAUGCGGUUAUUGCCAUCAGCGCUCUUUACGAGACACCAUCUCCUUCACUUGACCUUUCUCCAAAGGGUAGCGAGAAAAAUGAAGCGCUGAAUUGGUACUCGCGCUCGAUGAUGAACGUCCGGAAACUGAUCGAGCAGAACAGAGCCGACCAAGAGAUCGCAAUCGUCACUUGCGUUCUGUAUAUCUGCAUCGAAACCAUGCAGGGACAUAUGAGCGAAGCAUUGCAGUUAUAUGAACAAGGUGUAUCUCUGAUUUACGAACUACGCACGGCUUCCGCCACAAGAGCAUCGUUUUUGGAAGAUACUAUCAUCCCGCUAUUCUUUCGAAUGGGAACUGCGGCGCUGUCGACGGCAGGUGUGCCUGUUGUUAGGGAUUUAUUUGCUCUUGCGGAUUAUCGGGGAGAUACUGGCUUCUUUACGGUGGAGGCUGCACGGGCUGCCCUUGCACCUCUUACGAGAGAGUCGUUACUUUUUCGAUGGGAAGCCGGGGCUCAUAUUCUAGAGGUUGGAUCUGUAGUUAAUGUAUCUGUGGAGGUUUUUGCUCGUCGACAAAGUCUCUUAUUACGGCUCGAAGAUUGGUAUCGUUCGUUCACCGGGCUGACAAACAAUCAGUUAGAUCACAUAUACCAAAGUGCAAUCUCAACGCUACGGACCUUCCACGCAGCCAUAUACAUAAUCCUAUCUACAUGUCUCGCACAGCGCGAAGCUGCCUUCGACAACUAUCUGUCCCAUUUCCGAACCAUCGUCAACCAUGCAUCACAGGCACUCGCCAGCACUACAGAUGUCCAGACACUAUUCACAUUCGAAUCAGGUGUAGGACAACCACUCUUCCUCACGGCUAUCAGCUGUCGUGAUCCGGUCUUACGACGGGAAGCAUUAUCGCUACUUCGACGCGUUCCACAGGAGGGGUUUUUUGAGUGUAAACCUCGGGUUGCGAGUGCGGAGGAGUAUAUUCGGAUGGAGGAGGGGAGGGUAGAGGGGUUGAUGGUGCGGGUGUCGGAUUUGGUGGAGAUUACGGGUUCGAUGACAUUCGACUACUCAUCGAACGAGAUCAAGGAGAUAUCACUGGAGAGACUGGCUAAUCUUCCAUUUGUGGAGGAUUUGGUUACCAUCGAAGAUGAUCUCGGAAAUGACAAACUCUUCUCUGGCGAUGAACAGUUUGCUGUCUCUGAAGGACAUCGGAUCCGCAAAAAUGUUGUUGUUCAGCUGAACAGCCAUAGCAUACCUCAGACUCGACCUUUUCUGCAUUUCACGAGAAACCGACCAAACGCUAACGGGAUGUGGGAAGAAAGAGAGUAUUUCCUUCCAUUGAAUCUGAUCAACACCAUCAGCAUGGCAUGA
This is a messenger RNA of Aspergillus glaucus CBS 516.65, 1698 nucleotides long. Its product is annotated as Zn(II)2Cys6 transcription factor. Gene Ontology annotation, molecular function: zinc ion binding; DNA-binding transcription factor activity, RNA polymerase II-specific. The record is from RefSeq and is a predicted model, not a curated record. The transcript is spliced from 2 exons. NCBI's taxonomy places the organism in Eukaryota, Fungi, Ascomycota, Eurotiomycetes, Eurotiales, Aspergillaceae. Gene Ontology annotation, biological process: regulation of DNA-templated transcription. Bases 1 to 1698 code for a protein of 565 amino acids.